Echinops telfairi (small Madagascar hedgehog) is the source of this 3249-nucleotide messenger RNA. It is a transcript of the gene E2F8, whose product is annotated as E2F transcription factor 8. The record is from RefSeq and is a predicted model, not a curated record. The coding region runs from base 65 to 2662 and encodes 865 amino acids. Lineage: Eukaryota; Metazoa; Chordata; Mammalia; Afrosoricida; Tenrecidae. Gene Ontology annotation, biological process: regulation of transcription by RNA polymerase II. Gene Ontology annotation, molecular function: RNA polymerase II cis-regulatory region sequence-specific DNA binding; DNA-binding transcription factor activity, RNA polymerase II-specific. Gene Ontology annotation, cellular component: RNA polymerase II transcription regulator complex. The transcript has 12 exons.
UUUGGGGAGGAACUCCAGGUUUUUCAUUUUCAAAGAAACUCUCAAUGUGUGAGGCAUUGGCAGAAUGGAGGACGAAAAGGAAAACCUCUUUUUUGAGCCACAUAAGAAGGUGCUGCUGAGAACACCUCUGAAAGAAUCUACAACCCUGAACACAGGGUUGGCAGAGAUCCAGCCUGACUUGGGCCCUUUAACCACCCCCACCAAGCCCACAGAAGUAUCCCCCGGGGAGCCGUGGACACCAACAGCAAACCUCAAAAUGCUCUUCAGUGCUGUGAGCCCCGAGAUUCGCAACAGAGAUCAGAAACGGGGGCUGUGUGAUGACCGAAGUGAGCGGCCUGGAGCCAAAGACUGCUUGCAUGAACACUUCUCUGGAGAUGAAUUUGAGAAAUCCCAACCGAGUCGGAAAGAGAAAAGCUUAGGACUGUUGUGUCAUAAGUUCUUAGCGCGGUAUCCUAACUACCCCAACCCUGCGGUGAAUAAUGACAUCUGCCUGGACGAGGUAGCAGAGGAGCUUAAUGUGGAGCGCCGGCGGAUUUACGACAUUGUGAAUGUCCUGGAGAGUUUACACAUGGUGAGCCGCCUGGCCAAGAACAGGUACACCUGGCACGGGCGGCACAACCUCAACAGAACGCUUGGGACUUUGAAGAGCGUCGGGGAGGAGAACAAGUACGCCGAGCAGAUCAUGCUGAUCAAAAAGAAAGACUACGAACAGGAGUUUGAUUUCAUUAAGAGCUACCGUCUGGAGGAUCACUUCAUCAAGUCAAACACCGGCCCAAACGGACACGCAGACGUGUGCUUUGUCGAAAUCCCCGGAGUGGAAUUUCGGGCAGCUUCUGUAAACAGCCGCAAAGAGAAGUCCCUACGGGUGAUGAGCCAGAAAUUUGUGAUGCUGUUUUUGGUGUCGACGCCUCAGAUCGUAAGCCUGGAAAUUGCUGCCAAGAUCUUAAUUGGGGAAGACCACGUGGAAGAUCUGGAUAAAAGCAAAUUUAAAACAAAAAUUAGGAGGUUGUAUGACAUAGCGAACGUUCUAAGUAGCCUGGAUCUUAUCAAGAAAGUCCAUGUAACAGAGGAGAGGGGCCGGAAGCCAGCUUUCAAAUGGACAGGCCCAGAAAUCAGCCCACAUCCCAGUGAUUCCAGCCCCGUCGCUCCCUUUGCCCCCUCAGAUUUGGAGGUGAGGCGCCCCUCAAAAGAGAACUGUGCCAAAAACCUCUUCUCUACACGCGGGAAACCGAACUUCACUCGGCACCCAUCUCUUAUCAAGCUAGUUAAGACGAUCGAAAGUGACCGGAGAAAGAUCAACUCUGCUCCCAGUAGCCCCAUCAAGACCAACAAAGCCGAGAGUUCCCAGAAUGCAGCAUCCUUCCCAAAUAAAAUGGCUCAGCUGGCAGCGAUUUGCAAAAUGCAGUUAGAAGAGCAACCCAGUGAACCCCAAAAGAGAGCGAAAGUGCAUGUGGCGAGGUCAGAGCACCGCAAACCAGUGGCCCCUCUGGACAGUCCAGCAACUGCUGAGCUGGAGCGAACGGCACCAUCUCUCCUCCAGCCCCUGGGGGUGGUGCCCCUGAUCCCCAGCACACUGUCACCCGCAAUGCCUGUGAUCCUACCGCAGGUCCCUCCGGGCCCCUCCUACGCCAUCUACCUGCAGCCCACCCAAGCUCAAACCAUGACGGCGCUGCCCCAAGGCCGGAGCCCAACGGUUUGCCCCACCCCCUCUUCACAAGCUACCGCCUCAAAAGAUCCCACUGGUGCAGGCUCAGGCCCAGAGAAAGGGACCCAGGAUGCCGAAGAUCCAAGUGCCUUAACCCAACCUGGGGGCUUGCUGCCAGCGGCAGAGAGAGCCGCUUCAAAGAGCAGUGACAAGGAGCCUGCCGGGGACACAGGCUCAAAGAGAGCCCUUGUGCUUGAGGACCGGGGUUCCAAGAAGAAGUUUAAGGAGGACCUGAACGGACUUGAAAAUGUCUCCACGACCUUGUUCCCAUCAGGAUACCUGAUCCCUCUUACCCAGUGCUCAUCCCUGGGGGCGGAGUCCAUUUUGUUGAGUAAAGAAAACUCAGGUACCCUUUCCCCAAACCACGGGGUCUACAGCUCCCCGAUGGCAGGUGUUAUUCCAGUGACAUCUUCUGAACUCACUGCUGUCAAUUUUCCCUCUUUCCAUGUCACCCCCGUGAAGCUCAUGGUCUCAGCAGCUUCUGUGGCAGCUGUACCUGUCGGCAACAGCCCGGCUCGCUCCUCGAGCCACCCCGUCCCCGCCCAGCACCCGAGCUCAGCCAUUGUCAACUUCACCCUGCAACAUUUGGGACUGCUCUCCCCGAGUGUGCAGGGGGCCUCCAGCCCUGCACCCGGGACCGUCCCUGUGUCUCCACGAGGAGAAGCCAUUAAUGUCUUACCUGAAAACACAGGCAGGGCUGCCAGGUAUGACUCGCCCGUCCCAGGCCAGAGCCAACCCAAUGGACAAUCAGUUGCUGUUACAGGGACACAGCAGCCUAUUCCAGUAACACCGAAAGGGUCACAGGUAGUGGCCGAAAGUUUUUUCCGUACCCCAGGUGGACCAACAAAGCCCCUGGGCUCAUCCUGCCUGGAUUUAGAUGGCGCCACGCAGACCUCCCUAGCAACUCUCUUUGUCCCACAGCGAAAACUAGAAGUCUCCACGGAGGACGUCCGCUAAUGGACAGAUGUUGCCUUAAUCUGUAAAGCGUUGUUUAAUAGAGGAGAUGCACCCAGGCUGCCUAGAAGAACACGUUGUCUGAGAGGAAUGUAAACAUGUUGGUAGGUUGGCUUGAUGCCCUAGCAGAUACUUGCUUCCAUGCUAGACACACACGUAUCUGUUUGCAUAAAGCUUGGUUCAGCCUGCGGUCGUGCAAAAUAAAAGGGAAAGGUUGACCUAAGACCUAACAGCUUUUAGGAGGGAAAAAAAAAAUUCAUGAUUUCAACUGUGCCUACGCGAUGAUGCAACACAAAGCCAGCGUAUUAAAGUUUACUUCCCCUUGAGGAAAAGACUCAUGACUUGUGUCAGCAGCACAGCAUUCUCUGACAACUUUGCACAAAGAAAAUGCUGUGUUUUGUAUAAUGUUGUAUUUUUUUUUAAAGGAAGGCUGUAGCUAUCUAUAUUUGUAAUUUCUCUAAUCCAUUGUUGCUGCAGUCUUGUCUCUUUGUAAAGUUGGCAACGGCCCUCAAUCAAGUCUAUGGAAAAGAUUAUUUAUAAAAUGUAUUUUUAAUCAUAAAUUGUUCAAAUUAAACCUUUUAUAAGACGCA